AUCGCGCAUGCGGGUGCGUGGAUAUGAGAACGUCGACGUUUCCCUUUUCUUCCCUCUGUUUUCCUAAUUCUUCCUCUCCCCCUCCCUCCCUUCUCGCCCUCAUCCCAACAGCGCGGUACCCUUGCCCGAUUCCCGGUCGUAGACCUGUUCUUGUUGGUUCCAACUUCCAACACGCAGCAAUUGAACAGCAUCCCAAAUUCCCAUCGCGCGAAGCAGGAUCCUUGUUCAUCGCAUAUUGCAUCGAGCCGCAUGUUUAAAGCAGCACACAAAGAAACUGACCAAGACAAAGUGUGACAGAGUAAGAGAGCGGGAGACCUAAAGACGACAGUAAGAGAAAAAUAUCGACGACACAACGGCCCCUUCCCCUGUUGCAACCGAAACGUCAGAAUAGCCUCGGGGCGCCCCUCGUCAAAGCGCCUCUAACAGAAGUCGUCUCAACUCCGCCCACCACCUGUCGCACCUCACCCUGCCGUCUGAUCAGUCUCGCCUCUCGGAUCGGACUGAUACAACUCCCUCCAACUGCGAAACCCCUCCAACGUCUGAUCUACCGCAUCGUCCAGUCCAUCACCAAGAACACACCACCCCUGCAAGCCCUGUCCCAUCCAUCGUCGCCGUCUGCUUCGCCCCCGCCUCCAUCAACUCGCCCAUUUUUCUUUUCUUUCAAUCUGGUCGCCCUCUCACCCCAAUCCAUCCAUCUGGCAAAGCAGACGAAGGGCACCCUGCUUGACGGCUAUUGACGAGGUUUCAUGGGACACCUGACAUCCGAAAUUGGUCCCGACAAUAAUCCCUAACCCCUCUAUUCCGCACCGCACCACACGGCGCCACCAGCGAAGCCUCCUCCACCACUUUUCGUCGCCGGAUCCGAGUCCAUCCAGUCCACUACGACAGGCUUCCCCCUUCAUCCUGGUCUCUUUCUAAGAACCGAUUCCCGUCCUGCGCCAUCCUUGUCGCACGAACCUCAGGCGCCGCCAAGUCGACGAGUUGACCGUCAUCGCCGCUCGAUCUCGGCCUCGACCCUCGCCCGGCUCGUCUCUUUUAUGACUUUCCCCCCCCCACCCGACGGAAGCUUCUAAUCGUUUUCCAACACCUCUGUCCCUUCACCCUCCUUUUUCUCUCCUUCUACUUCUUCGUUGUUUCUCGGCCAGGUCGAAGAGUCUAAAGUCAAUCCUCGAGCCCUUGCGACUAACGAGAUUCCUUCCUUUUCUUCGCUGCUGGCUCAGAUCAUUCUUUAGUAAACUAUCCAAUUCCGUUUGGCUGGUGUCUUUCCCCCCCCCCCCCCAUUUCAAUUUCUUCGUAUUUGCUUCUGCUUCGUCAAGUGCGCCACUUUGAGUAUUAUAAAAAGACGCUUUUAAUACGGGUUCGAGAAGAAAGAGACUGGGAAUCAGAGAUCGGCACCGCGAUAGCGUGGUUGAUUGGGCUUGCUGGAGUCUUUCGCAUCGCUUCCCGCCCGACGCCAACUCGAGCCGUCCCCCGAUAACGAUAGUCCCGAAUCUAUCCGCACACUUGUCGGAAUUGUCGCAGGUCGACACCCUAAUACAGUAACAAAAAGGAGGAAUAUUAAACUCGGCUCAAGAUGGCUGGUGACCUCACCUUUGGGGUCUUGGUCCGAAAGCAGUUUACUGCUCCCAAGUUACUCUUCCACUUCCUCUUCUGGACCUUCCAUUGGGGUAUUUUUGCCUAUGGAUGGUGGAAACAAGCCGCGGACGCGAGACUCGCGGGUUUGAACACCCUGCAGUACUCCGUCUGGAUUUCAAGAGGUGCUGGGUUGGUUCUCAGUGUUGACGGGAUGCUCAUCCUGCUUCCCGUUUGCCGAACCGUCAUGCGAUGGCUUCGGCCCAAACUCCGCUUCCUUCCCCUCGACGAGAACCUUUGGCUUCACAGGCAGCUGGCGUACUCGAUGCUAGGCUUCACAAUUCUGCACACCUCCGCCCAUUACAUCAACUUCUUCAACGUCGAGCGAACGCAGAUUCGACCAGUGACGGCCAUCCAGAUUCACUACGCCCAAGCUGGCGGUGUCACCGGCCAUACCAUGUUGCUAUGCAUGCUUCUGAUGUAUACAACUGCCCACGCCCGCAUUCGCCAGCAGUCUUUCGAGACGUUCUGGUACACUCACCACCUGUUCAUCCCCUUCUUCUUGGGCCUGUACACUCACACCGUCGGCUGCUUCGUGCGUGACACUGCCGAGUCGUAUUCUCCCUUCGCCGGAAAGGACUACUGGGACCACUGCAUCGGUUAUCUUGGUUGGAGAUGGGAGCUCUGGACGGGUGCUUUCUACCUCAUUGAGCGUACCUACCGCGAAGUUCGCGCUCGUCGCCGCACCAAGAUCACCCGUGUUGUUCGCCACCCCUACGAUGUUGUUGAGCUUCAGUUCAACAAGCCCUCGUUCAAGUACAAGGCUGGGCAGUGGCUCUUCCUUCAGGUUCCGUCGCUCUCGAACUACCAGUGGCACCCGUUCACCAUUACCUCCUGUCCGUUUGACCCUUACGUCUCCGUCCAUGUCCGUCAGGUCGGUGACUUCACACGGGCUCUCGGUGACGCAGUUGGCGCUGGAUCUGCCCAGGCCAAGCUCUACGACGGUGUUGACCCCAUGGGCAUGUAUGAGGUCGCUCUUCAAAACGGCCAACAAAUGCCCGACCUCCGCAUCGAUGGGCCCUAUGGAGCACCCGCCGAAGAUGUUUUCGAGAACGAAAUCGCCGUGCUUAUCGGUACCGGUAUCGGUGUCACCCCCUGGGCCUCGAUUCUGAAGAACAUCUGGCAUUUGCGCAACAGCCCGAACCCGCCUACCCGCCUUCGCCGUGUCGAGUUUAUCUGGGUCUGCAAGGACACUGGCUCGUUCGAAUGGUUCCAAACCCUGCUUUCGUCUCUUGAGGAGCAGUCCAACGAGGCUGCUCGUGUUCCCGGCAGCUCUGGUGUAGAGUUCCUGAAGAUCCACACUUACCUCACUCAGAAGCUGGAUAUGGACACGACGCAGAACAUUGUGCUCAAUUCGGUUGGAUCCGACCACGACCCUCUUACCGAGCUCAAGUCUCGCACCAACUUUGGCCGACCCAACUUCUCCAAGCUCUUUAGCACCAUGCGCGAUGGCAUUCUGGACAGAACAUACCUCAACGGCUUGGAGGGCAGCAUGCGCACAACUGUCGGUGUCUACUUUUGCGGUCCUUCUGUUGCUGCUCGCGAUAUUAAGAAGGCAUGCAAGGAAGCAACUGUCCGUGAAGUUAACUUCAGAUUUUGGAAGGAGCAUUUCUAAAUGCAGACAUGCCCGAUAUCACAACCCAAAAAUCGCAAAAAGAAAAAAAAAACAAGGAUUGUCGGCGACAUUCUUGGGUCCGUUCUGUGCAAGGAGUAGGGCUAUGGAUAUCAUGCCCGGUGUGAAUACUUACAGCUGUCAGAGGCUUCCAGCAACGGGAUGCUGGGGGAGAUGCCGAACAGAAAGCCGGCUGCAUGGCAGCAAAAGGAAAGGCGUUGGCUGGAAUGUUUUAAGACACCCACUCAGCGAUGUGCAUCAUUUCACAUGCCAGCACCCGCGCCUACAGCCCUAUUAUUUCUUACUCGCCACUUGGCGCGGGUGGUUGGCGGUCAAUGUUCUCUCACAUAUAUAAAGCCCAUAUAUACCGUUUCUCAAC
This is a messenger RNA of Colletotrichum destructivum, 3623 nucleotides long. Its product is annotated as Putative ferric reductase, NAD binding domain, ferric reductase transmembrane component-like protein. The record is from RefSeq and is a predicted model, not a curated record. Gene Ontology annotation, molecular function: superoxide-generating NAD(P)H oxidase activity. Gene Ontology annotation, cellular component: plasma membrane; NADPH oxidase complex. NCBI's taxonomy places the organism in Eukaryota, Fungi, Ascomycota, Sordariomycetes, Glomerellales, Glomerellaceae. The coding region runs from base 1574 to 3247 and encodes 557 amino acids. The transcript has 5 exons. Gene Ontology annotation, biological process: superoxide anion generation; defense response.